GUGGCUACAUUACAACCGUCGAAGAGAUUGACUUAAAAGUCAAACCUCGAAUCUCAUCUCUCCUGUCUUCCCUCGGCGAUAAGGAAACACUAGACCAGACCAGACCGGCAGCAAGGAGCGGGGAAAAUCAGACAAAAGCAUUUCAUCUUGGAAACUUAAGGUUCUUCCGUGAUUGAGAAUGAGCUUAUCAUCGCCAACCAGUGCUUGCACUUCGUCGAGAUGUUACUCCUCGGGUUUGUCGUUGCCGAUAGGGCUUCGAUCGAAUCCCAUCAAUGUCGGAUUGGUUUGUUACCCAAGAAGAAGACACAAUAGUGCUGCUCGGAAGUUCGUCGUUGCCUGCUCCUCCUCUUCCUCUCCCGAUCCAUUGUUGGUUAAGGCUGCGAAAGGGCAAGCCGUGAGCCGGCCUCCAGCUUGGAUGAUGAGGCAAGCAGGGAGGUACAUGGCUGUUUACAAGAAGCUCGCCCAGAAGCACCCUUCCUUCAGAGAGAGAUCAGAGAACACUGAUCUCAUAGUGGAAAUCUCUUUGCAGCCUUGGCAAGCAUUCAGACCAGACGGUGUCAUCAUCUUCUCUGACAUCCUCACGCCUUUACCAGCUUUCGGCGUCCCUUUCGACAUCGAAGAAGUAAAAGGCCCCGUGAUCCAAUCUCCCAUCCGAACCGAAGAAGAUUUGAAGAGGUUGCAUCCCAUUGAUCUCGAGAAACUUCACUUCGUUGGAGAUUCUCUCAAGAUUCUUAGACAAGAGGUCGGAGAACAUGCGGCGGUGUUGGGUUUCGUUGGAGCGCCUUGGACAAUCGCGACUUAUAUUGUUGAAGGAGGAACAACUCGGACGUAUACAACCAUAAAGAGCAUGUGCCACACUGCACCAAACGUGUUGAGAGCUCUCUUGUCUCAUUUAACCAAAGCCAUCACGGAGUACGUUGUUUACCAAGUCGAGCAUGGAGCUCACUGCAUACAAAUAUUCGAUUCGUGGGGUGGACAGCUGACUCCUGAGAUGUGGGAGCGCUGGUCCAAACCUUACAUCGAAGAGAUCAUUCAUGCUGUAAAGAAGAGAUGUCCAGAGACGCCGAUAGUAUUCUACAUCAAUGGAAACGGAGGCCUUCUUGAGCGGAUGAAAGGAACUGGAGCUGAUGUCAUUGGACUUGACUGGACUGUAGAUAUGGCUGAUGGAAGGAGGCGAUUGGGAAGCGACGUUAGUGUUCAGGGAAACGUUGAUCCUGCUUUCCUUUUCUCUCCGCUUCCUGCUUUAACCGAAGAAAUCGAAAGAGUUGUGAAGAGUGCUGGACCAAAAGGGCAUAUACUCAACCUAGGACACGGUGUCUUGGUAGGGACACCAGAGGAAGCCGUGGCUCAUUUCUUUGAAACCGCUAGGAGCUUGGAUUACCAAACUGUUUUCCAAAAUCAUGUUCCUGCAGAAAAAGCUGAGCCUGAAUUGGUUGCCUGAGGAAUGUUGAACAAGACAGGAAUCAGAGAAAAAAAACAUCCAUGCCUAACUCAUAAUCUAUCCCAGAGUUUGGUGGUAACUUGCUAUGAGAGACACUCGAAGCUGUCCUGUCCUGUGGUCUUAACUCUUAACAGUAUCUUGAGUUGCUCAAUGUUGCUGUUUCUUUUUGGAGAUCUGACUCUGGUUGAAGUUUAACCAAACAUCAAAUCUUUUUCCCUGUUUGUUAUCCCUUUUUCUGCAUAUGGUUCUUUCUCGGUCUCUAUAUCUGAUGUAUCUUUUCUUUUGUCCCACUUCGCUGUUAAACCAAGUAAGCUUGUUUUGUAUCAUGAAGUGAAGAAAAAAAAAAAGGCAGAAGGGAAGUCUUGAUCUCACCGUGAAUCGAAUUGGUUUGGUCUGGUUUGGUUAUAUUCAAUUUUAUUUCCCGGUUGGUUUUAGAUGUUAC
This is a messenger RNA of Thlaspi arvense, 1883 nucleotides long. NCBI's taxonomy places the organism in Eukaryota, Viridiplantae, Streptophyta, Magnoliopsida, Brassicales, Brassicaceae. The record is from the annotation of a GenBank genome assembly.